AUGGUCGACGACACGGGCGCCACCGAGGCCCGUGGGGACGGGCUGCUGGGGUUCCCACUUCCGCCACCAGGGAUUCGCUCCCUGCCGUGGUGGUUUCCUGUGCAGGAGCUGAGGAACCCGCUGGUGUUUUCUUUGGAGGCGUGGCUGACCAACUCCAUCUUCGGCCCAGACCGAGCCGUGGUUCCGGAAAUGGAGUGGAUGAGCCAGGCCCUGCUGACGGUGGACGCAGUUCAUGCCGGGAAGUUGGUGGAAAUCACCGUCUUUGGGCGGCCAGCUGUCCAGCGCCGGGUGAAGAGCGUGCUCCUGAGCCUGGCGUCGAGUCACCGGGAGCAGCGCGCCCGAGCUGACAACAUGGAACAACUCGAGUUCUUGAAGGCCCGGGCACCAUGUCCCCAGAUCCCGCAGAGUACUGUUGCAUAA
Molecule: messenger RNA, 420 nt
Organism: Aethalodelphis obliquidens (Pacific white-sided dolphin)
Lineage: Eukaryota; Metazoa; Chordata; Mammalia; Artiodactyla; Delphinidae
Product: oocyte-expressed protein homolog
Exons: 1
Coding region: 1-420 (139 amino acids)
Biological process (GO): establishment or maintenance of apical/basal cell polarity; embryonic pattern specification
Cellular component (GO): protein-containing complex
Molecular function (GO): RNA binding
Source: RefSeq, a predicted model, not a curated record